CAGCAGGCUUUUCUCUCAGUGUGUCACGCUGCUCUCCGUCAUGUGAUGACACUGUGUAGGGCUUGUUAUCGGGGGGCCUGUGGGCAGCUGCUGGGUGGAGGACAGGCCUAGUGGCACACCGCACGUGAACCAGCUCGACCACUUUGACGUAGAGUUUCAUGGACCCUGUAUGACCACGCUUGCUGCUAUAUAGCCAUGAGAUCCUCUGCAGUGUAGAGAGAGAAACCCUUCUGCUGCUUUGCUGUUUGGGAGUGGAUGACAGAUUUUUCCUAAAUGGCUGAGGAGGUUUUAAUUCCAUCGUCUGGGAAAAUCACAUCGCAACUGACCGGCUCUUUGUUGGCGGUGGCAUUCCUCACCUCCUUCGGGAGCUCCAUGCUUUAUGGCUACAAUCUGGCAGUGGUCAACUCCCCUGCUGUGUACUUAAAGGAAUUCUACAACAAGACAGUGGUGCGUCGUUAUGGAACAGGACUCAAUGAGGAGACCCUGACCCUCUUGUACUCUCUCACUGUGUCUGUCUUCGCCAUCGGAGGUCUGCUGGGCUCCGUCAUCGUGGGCGUGCUGGUCUCUCGCUACGGCAGGAAAGGCACGGUGGUAAAGACGACGGUGCUGGUGUUUAUUGGUGGCACACUCAUGGGCUUCAGCAGGAUUUGUGGUUCACCUGAGAUGGUCAUCGUGGGCCGCUUUAUCACAGGAAUUCACUCAGGCAUCUCUCUAAGUGUAGUACCGAUGUACCUGGGUGAGAUAGCACCUAAGAACCUGCGAGGCUUCCUGGGUCUCGUGCCGAGUAUCUUUAUUGGCACCGGAGUCUUCGCCGCCCAAAUCCUCGGCCUACAUGAGCUUCUAGGAAAGGAGGAGCACUGGCCCCUCUUUCUUUCAGUGGUGGUGGUACCCACCUUCAUCCAGUUGAUGCUGUUGCCAUGGUUCCCAGAGAGCCCCAGGUACCUGCUGAUGGAGAAGCACAACAUCCAUGCCACCAUCACAGCCUUGAAGUGGUACAGAGCCAAGUGUAACAUCCAGGCUGAGAUUGAGGAGAUGCAGGAAGAGCAGCGCUCUCUGUCGUCGGUGGAUACGAUAUCAGUGUGUCAACUGUUCAUGGACGACACGGUCCGUUGGCAGGUGCUUAGCGUGAUGGUCAUCAACGUCGGCAUGCAGCUGUCCGGCAUCGAUGCUAUCUGGUUCUAUACCAAUGACAUCUUUGAGGAUGCGGGUAUCCCACUACCAGAGAUCCAGUACACCACCGCAGCAACAGGAAUCAUAGAGAUCAUCGCUGGACUCAUUGGGUGUUUCUCCAUAGAAAAGCUGGGCAGGAGGCCUCUCAUGAUCGGGGGUUUUACCAUGAUGGGCAUCUGCAGUGCUGGAAUCACAGUAGCCCUCCUUUUACAGCAGGUUCACUUAUUGGUCAUGCGCUACGUCAGUGUCGGCUGUGUGAUCGGCAUCAUCGCUGGCUUCUGUAUCGGUCCAGCGGGGGUUCCCUUCCUGAUCACAGCAGAGCUGUUUAAACAGUCCCACCGGCCAGCGGCCUACAUCGUAGGAGGAUCACUGAACUGGCUGUCUAACUUCACCGUGGGCUUCGUCUUCCCCUUCUUACAGAUGUCAGCGGGGCCUUACUGCUACUUGGUGUUUGCCGCCAUUUGCCUGCUCGUAGCCGUCUACGUCUACAUUGUGAUCCCAGAGACCAAAAACAAGACCUUCAUGGAGAUCAGCCUGAUGUUCUCUAAGAAGGAGGCGGUCCUAGAGACCCAGGGCCUGAUGCACGGGGACCACCUGAAGCUGAAGAAGAUGAACGUCUACGGUGGCAUAGAACAUGCUUCGCUGGAGUUCGACAGCUCUUCGUCUGUACCUUAAGUGAGCUUCGGGAUCUCACUGGGACUACAAAACCACUCAUUACUUCUUCACUAUUCUGCUGUUUUUAUAUGUACACAUUAACCAAACACCACAUCACCUGGACUCAGGAGGUUGGGUGUACAGUGCUGGUAUUUGCAACUUCUUAUCAAUUUGAUGUUGCUGUUUGAGCCAUUAAAGGAAAAUUCAAGAUAAAGCUGAAGUAGGCGAGAUUGGAGCAAAUAUGAUUAUAUAAAGUUAUUUUUAUACAACAGCCGCUAUAUCGUGACAGUAGUACAUGAAACAGGUAACCUGAAAAAAAUCAUGUGC
Messenger RNA from Sebastes umbrosus (honeycomb rockfish), 2151 nucleotides. RefSeq names its product solute carrier family 2 member 15a (gene slc2a15a). The record is from RefSeq and is a predicted model, not a curated record. NCBI's taxonomy places the organism in Eukaryota, Metazoa, Chordata, Actinopteri, Perciformes, Sebastidae. Gene Ontology annotation, molecular function: hexose transmembrane transporter activity. The transcript has 12 exons. The coding region runs from base 274 to 1845 and encodes 523 amino acids. Gene Ontology annotation, biological process: monosaccharide transmembrane transport. Gene Ontology annotation, cellular component: membrane.